GAGAGAGAGAGUUUCAGAGACUUUUUGGUGUCCCCAUGGGUGAGUCAAAAAUUCCACCCUUUCAAAUCUUUUCUCUCUCUCCGCUUUCUUUCUUUGACUGAGUCACACAAACCCACCCGCCACGAGUCACGACUCUCAUUUCUCUCUGUUCUUCGUUGUUGUUGUUGUUGUUGCUGUUGCUUUUAGGAGAGAGAAAAUAAGCAAAAAACGCGAAGAAGUUUUCAAUUUUUUUGAAAAGAAAAUAUUUGUGCGUUCGAGAAAUCAAUCGGUCCUCUAAAUUUAGCAGAUCUGCUAAAUUUAGAGGGAAAGCGAUUCAGAUAAGAUUUACUGAGUUAGAUAGUGUGUGUGUGUCUGCGUGCGUUUUUUUUUGUGUGUGUGUGAGUGUGUGUGUGUGUGUGUGUGUGUGUUAGGAGGGGUGUGGGGGGAAGAUGAUGAUCUCUAGGGGACUGUUCGGGUGGUCCCCGCCGCACAUACAGCCGUUAACGCCCGUGUCCGAGGUGUCCGAGCCGCCCGAGUCGCCGUCGCCGUACCUCGACCAGAGCGCGGACACGGCGGCUCAGCAGCUCGAGCAGGAGGACGAGAUCGACGAGCCCGAGGAGAUCGAGCCGCCUCCGGCCGCCGUGCCUUUCUCCAGGCUCUUCGCUUGCGCCGACAACCUCGACUGGGCGCUCAUGUUCGUCGGCUCCUUCGCCGCCGCCGCUCACGGCACCGCCCUCGUCGUUUACCUUCACUACUUCGCGAAGAUCGUCCACGUCCUCAGUAUCCGUCCUAACAAUGAUGGAUAUCAACAACUACAGCUCGAUAAGCUUGGGGAGCUUACUUUAACAAUCCUGUAUAUUGCUGUGGGUGUUUUCGGUGCUGGUUGGAUUGAGGUGUCAUGCUGGAUUUUGACUGGGGAAAGGCAGACUGCUGUCAUCAGGUCAAAGUAUGUGCAAGUAUUACUUAACCAAGACAUGAGUUUUUUUGAUACCUAUGGGAACAACGGGGACAUUGUGAGUCAAGUAUUGAGUGAUGUGUUACUUAUUCAAUCUGCUCUUAGUGAAAAAGUUGGAAAUUAUAUUCAUAAUAUGGCUACAUUUUUCAGUGGUCUUGUUAUUGGAUUUGUCAACUGUUGGCAGAUUGCACUUAUAACAUUAGGCACUGGUCCAUUCAUUGUAGCCGCUGGAGGAAUAUCAAAUAUAUUUCUUCACAGGCUUGCUGAGAAUAUUCAAGAUGCAUAUGCUGAAGCAGCUAGCAUUGCUGAACAGGCAGUCUCCUACAUUAGAACGUUAUAUGCAUUUACAAAUGAAACAUUGGCAAAGUAUUCUUAUGCAACGUCACUACAAGCAACUCUGAGAUAUGGUAUAUUAAUAAGCCUUGUGCAAGGACUUGGUCUUGGAUUCACAUAUGGGCUUGCAAUAUGUUCUUGUGCCUUACAACUGUGGGUUGGAAGGUUCCUAAUUACACAUGGAAAAGCUCAUGGUGGUGAAAUUAUAACAGCUCUAUUUGCUAUAAUUUUAAGUGGCCUUGGGCUGAAUCAAGCUGCAACAAACUUCUAUUCAUUUGACCAAGGGCGAAUUGCUGCUUAUAGACUUUUUGAGAUGAUAAGCCGAUCAUCCUCUGCAGUUAAUCAAGAUGGAACUACCCCAGGUUCAGUGCAAGGAAAUAUCGAGUUUAGGAAUGUAUAUUUCAGCUAUCUGUCUCGUCCUGAAAUCCCUAUUUUGAGUGGGUUUUACCUCACUGUACCUGCUAAGAAAGCAGUGGCACUUGUUGGCAGAAAUGGCUCUGGAAAAAGCAGUAUUAUCCCACUUAUGGAGCGGUUUUAUGAUCCUACAUUAGGAGAAGUUCUCUUGGAUGGGGAAAAUAUUAAGAACCUGAAACUGGAAUGGCUAAGAAGCCAAAUUGGACUAGUUACCCAGGAACCUGCUUUGCUAAGUUUGAGUAUAAGAGACAAUAUUGCUUACGGGAGGGAUGCUACCUGCGAUCAAAUUGAAGAAGCUGCUAAAAUAGCACAUGCACAUACUUUUAUUAGUUCACUUGGGAGAGGAUAUGAUACACAGGUGGGUAGGGCUGGAUUAGCAUUAACAGAAGAGCAGAAAAUAAAACUUUCUAUUGCUAGAGCAGUGCUUCUAAAUCCAUCAAUUCUUCUGCUUGAUGAAGUUACUGGUGGACUUGAUUUUGAAGCUGAAAAAGCUGUUCAGGAGGCUCUAGAUCUCCUCAUGUUGGGACGCUCAACAAUAAUAAUAGCUCGGCGGCUUAGUCUUAUAAGGAAUGCUGAUUACAUAGCUGUUAUGGAAGAGGGUCAACUUGUAGAAAUGGGUACACAUGAUGAAUUACUAACCUUGGAUGGCCUUUAUGCAGAGCUUCUCAAAUGCGAAGAGGCUGCGAAAAUUCCUAGGAGGAUUCCCUUGAGAAACUACAAGGAGACUGCAGCUUUCCAAAUUGAAAAGGAUUCUUCAGCAAGUAAUAGCUUCCAAGAACCAUCAUCUCCUAAAAUGGUCAAAUCACCCUCUCUCCAAAGAGCUUCUGGCAUGUUCCGGUCCUCAGAGAGCACCUUUAACUCACAGGAAUCACCCAAAGCUAGGAGCCCACCACCAGAGAAGAUGCUGGAAAAUGGUCAGCCUAUGGAUGCAGCAGAUAAGGAACCUUCAAUCAGAAGGCAGGAUAGUUUUGAAAUGAGACUACCAGAGUUACCCAAGAUUGAUGUACAGGCUGCACAUCGACAAACAUCAAAUGGUUCAGAUCCUGAAUCCCCUGUUUCACCCCUUUUGACAUCUGAUCCCAAAAAUGAACGUUCCCAUUCACAGACUUUUAGUCGACCGCAUAGUCAAGCUGGUGAUACUCCAGUGAAAGUGAAGGAAGCAAAAAAUACACGGAUUCGGGAAGCACCAUCAUUUUGGAGGUUGGCAGAACUUAGUCUUGCAGAGUGGCUUUAUGCUGUGUUAGGAAGCACUGGUGCUGCUAUCUUCGGAUCUUUUAAUCCCCUUCUUGCUUAUGUUAUUGCACUGAUAGUCACAGCAUACUAUGUUGAAGAACAUCAUCACUUGGGACGUGAAGUAAACAAAUUGUGUUUGAUCAUUGCCUGCAUGGGUGUGGUAACAGUGGUUGCCAAUUUCUUGCAGCACUUCUACUUUGGUAUAAUGGGGGAGAAGAUGACUGAACGAGUGCGUAGAAUGAUGUUCUCAGCAAUGUUGCGCAAUGAAGUUGGAUGGUUUGAUGAAGAGGAAAAUAGUGCUGACACCUUAUCCAUGCGCUUGGCAAAUGAUGCUACAUUUGUGCGAGCUGCUUUUAGCAACAGGCUUUCCAUAUUUAUACAGGACAGUGCUGCUGUUCUUGUGGCUGUUCUAAUCGGGAUGUUGCUGCAAUGGCGAUUAGCACUUGUGGCGUUGGCAACCCUGCCAAUUCUCACUCUUUCCGCUAUUGCACAGAAAUUGUGGCUUGCUGGAUUUUCGAGGGGUAUCCAGGAGAUGCACAGGAAGGCAUCUUUAGUCCUUGAGGAUGCAGUUAGAAACAUAUACACUGUUGUAGCAUUCUGUGCUGGUAACAAGGUAAUGGAGCUCUACAGGUUGCAACUGAAGAAAAUAUUCAAGCAGAGUUUCCUUCAUGGAAUGGCCAUAGGUUUUGCAUUUGGCUUUUCACAGUUUUUACUUUUUGCCUGUAAUGCCCUUCUCCUCUGGUACACUGCAUACUCCGUAAAGUACAACUAUAUGGACCUACCUACUGCUCUCAAGGAGUAUAUGGUUUUCUCUUUUGCUACAUUUGCACUGGUGGAGCCUUUUGGAUUGGCUCCGUACAUACUUAAACGACGUAAAUCUCUUAUUUCAGUAUUUGAGAUCAUAGAUCGAGUGCCUAAGAUUGAACCAGAUGAUAACACGGCAUUAAAGCCACCUAAUGUUUAUGGAAGCAUUGAGUUGAAAAAUAUCGAUUUCUGUUAUCCCACUCGCCCAGAAAUGUUGGUGUUGAGCAAUUUCAGUCUUAAAGUGAAUGGGGGGCAAACUGUAGCUGUUGUGGGAGUUUCAGGGUCUGGAAAGAGUACCAUAAUCUCUUUGAUUCAGAGAUUUUAUGAUCCAGUUGCUGGUCAAGUACUACUGGAUGGACGAGAUUUGAAACUUUAUAAUUUGAGAUGGUUGAGGAGCCACCUGGGUCUUGUUCAGCAGGAACCAAUUAUAUUCUCAACAACCAUUAGGGAAAAUAUUAUAUAUGCUAGGCACAAUGCUAGUGAAGCUGAGAUGAAAGAGGCUGCGAGAAUAGCAAAUGCACACCAUUUCAUCAGCAGCUUGCCUCAUGGUUAUGACACACAUGUGGGAAUGAGGGGUGUGGAUCUGACUCCAGGACAGAAACAGAGAAUUGCAAUUGCUCGGGUAGUGCUAAAGAAUGCACCCAUCUUGUUAUUAGAUGAAGCAAGCUCAUCCAUUGAGUCUGAGUCAAGUCGGGUGGUGCAGGAGGCUCUAGAUACAUUGAUCAUGGGGAACAAAACAACCAUUCUGAUAGCCCACAGGGCUGCAAUGAUGAGGCAUGUGGACAAUAUUGUAGUUCUAAAUGGGGGACGAAUUGUAGAGGAAGGGAGCCAUGAUUCUUUGGUGGCAAAGAAUGGUCUUUAUGUCCGUUUGAUGCAACCUCAUUUCGGAAAAGGUUUGCGUCAGCACCGACUCGUUUAGAAUGGGUUUUGUGAUUGUUUGGGUUUGGCCCUUUAUCUUCUCAUUCUGCUCAAUCUGAAUCACUGUGAUAUCUAUACCGAUGGUUGUUUCCUUGAGAAUUAUGGUGGAGUCUCCAGAGUGGGCAGGGAGAAUGAGACUGCUGAGGCUGAUAACAUUGUUUAUAUGGCAGGGGCAGUGAGAAUGCAGUGGCGGCAGUGCUAGAUACGUUGUGCAAAAGUAGGUUUUAGAAGUAGGGUUUUUGGAGUGGGUUGGCCUUUGAGGAGGAUGUUCUCUCGGGGCUGGAUGCUUAUUCUUUUGGAGACAGGCAUCGCUAGAUUGGUUGUCUCCAUGGUAUAUUGAUUUGCUUUUCAAGCAGGAAGUGGGUUGGAAUUAAUUCUAGUUUUUCUACUGAGGUGUGGUUUUCUUUUUACAUUUUUAGUGAAACUCUCUCUCUAGCUUCGAUGAUGACGUAUUUAUUUUUCUUAUAAGUUUUACUUCCAUUGUGAAAAAUGUAGAAAGUUCAGGAGGAAAAAAAGCUGUAACCUUUGUAAAUAAAUACUGAUAAUUUACAAGCUAUUCAGUUUUGCCUGUUUGAUCCCACGAGUUAAAAUA
Quercus lobata is the source of this 5228-nucleotide messenger RNA. RefSeq names its product ABC transporter B family member 20. The transcript has 11 exons. The coding region runs from base 429 to 4637 and encodes 1402 amino acids. Gene Ontology annotation, biological process: transmembrane transport. Gene Ontology annotation, cellular component: plasma membrane. The record is from RefSeq and is a predicted model, not a curated record. Lineage: Eukaryota; Viridiplantae; Streptophyta; Magnoliopsida; Fagales; Fagaceae. Gene Ontology annotation, molecular function: ATP hydrolysis activity; ABC-type transporter activity; ATP binding.